ACGGGUAUAAAAAGAGAGAAGGUGGAUGAACACAUCUCAGUCACUGGCAGAAACGGAGACAGACAAAACCUGCAAGGCACUAGUGUUGGACAGAGCAAUGAAGUUGUUGGUCUUGGCUUUAACUGUGGCCCUGCUGUUUACAGCUGGUGAAGCCCUAAACUGCCACCGAUGUGUCUCCAAAAGGGCUGGAGAAUCAUGUGAGCUCGUAGAAGAGUCCUGUAAACCAGGGAAGGAUGCCUGCGCUGCUGCCAGCUUCCUCAGAGCACCACAUGGCCAAUACCAGAAAUGCAUGGCUCUGUCAGACUGCAAUAUGCUGCAGAUGAACGCUUACAUCGAUAUCAAGUGCUGUACCGAAGACAUGUGCAACACCUUCUAAAAUCACAAUGUAUUGGAGUAUUUUUGAGUCGCAAAAGCAUGUGUGAGUCCAAAACAGAAGUUGCUCUGUUAAUCCUUUUCUUUGACAAAUAAAAACAGUUUGACAAAGAG
Molecule: messenger RNA, 486 nt
Organism: Anoplopoma fimbria (sablefish)
Lineage: Eukaryota; Metazoa; Chordata; Actinopteri; Perciformes; Anoplopomatidae
Gene: ly97.3
Product: lymphocyte antigen 97, tandem duplicate 3
Exons: 4
Coding region: 26-376 (116 amino acids)
Source: RefSeq, a predicted model, not a curated record